ACCAGGGGGCGACUCACGCUGAUUGGUUCACGUGAGCGGUGUAACGAAGAAGGAGCAUUCACACGUGUGUACUGCCAACUCUGCGUAACUUUUUGUGAAUAUUUUACACAAAUCUGAAGGAUUCGCAUCAAACAGACAGCAAAAUGCCUAAAGUCAAAGCGCAGAAGAAAAGCAGGCAGCACGAAGAAGUUAAAAACCAAGGAAUUAUGUUCAACAAAGGAAUCGGCCAGCACAUAUUAAAGAAUCCUUUGGUCGUUAACGGCAUCAUCGACAAGGCUGCACUGAGGCCAACAGAUGUGGUUCUGGAGGUGGGACCUGGUACUGGUAACAUGACGGUUAAACUGCUAGAAAAGGCUAAGAAGGUGGUGGCCUGUGAGUUGGAUUGCAGAUUGGUGGCUGAGCUUCAGAAAAGGGUACAAUGCACACCAAUGCAGGCCAAACUUCAGAUCCUUGUUGGAGACGUUUUAAAAACAGACCUGCCAUUUUUUGAUGUCUGUGUGGCCAAUUUACCUUAUCAGAUUUCAUCACCAUUUGUCUUCAAGUUGCUGCUACAUCGACCCUUUUUCAGGUGUGCAGUGCUAAUGUUCCAGAGAGAGUUUGCCAUGCGUCUAGUGGCCACGCCUGGAGACAAACUGUACUGCAGACUUUCCAUCAACACUCAGCUACUGGCUCGUGUGGACCAUCUCAUGAAAGUAGGGAAGAAUAAUUUCCGUCCUCCUCCCAAAGUGGAGUCCAGUGUCGUGAGAAUAGAGCCCAAAAACCCUCCUCCUCCUGUCAAUUUCCAGGAGUGGGAUGGCUUGGUCCGAAUAGCCUUUGUAAGAAAGAAUAAAACCCUCCGCGCCGCCUUCAAGUCGACUGCAGUAGAGCAGCUCCUUGAGAAGAACUACAGAAUCCACAGCUCGGUACACAAUGUGGAAGUGCAAGCAGAUUUCAGCAUCACCAAGAAAAUCGGGAGCAUCUUGGAGGAGGUAGAAUUCAGUGAAAAAAGAGCCAGAUCCAUGGAUAUAGACGACUUCAUGGUACUGCUUCAUGCUUUCAACUCAGCCGGGAUUCACUUUUCAUGAGGACACGGACACAAGAGGCACAUGGGAAAUAUAUAUCAAGAUCUCA
Molecule: messenger RNA, 1110 nt
Organism: Nerophis lumbriciformis (worm pipefish)
Lineage: Eukaryota; Metazoa; Chordata; Actinopteri; Syngnathiformes; Syngnathidae
Gene: dimt1l
Product: DIM1 dimethyladenosine transferase 1-like (S. cerevisiae)
Biological process (GO): rRNA methylation
Cellular component (GO): nucleolus
Molecular function (GO): rRNA (adenine-N6,N6-)-dimethyltransferase activity
Source: RefSeq, a predicted model, not a curated record